Xiphias gladius (swordfish) is the source of this 969-nucleotide messenger RNA. Its product is annotated as G-protein coupled receptor 183-like. Gene Ontology annotation, biological process: phospholipase C-activating G protein-coupled receptor signaling pathway; positive regulation of Rho protein signal transduction. Lineage: Eukaryota; Metazoa; Chordata; Actinopteri; Istiophoriformes; Xiphiidae. Gene Ontology annotation, cellular component: membrane. Bases 1 to 969 code for a protein of 322 amino acids. The record is from RefSeq and is a predicted model, not a curated record. Gene Ontology annotation, molecular function: G protein-coupled receptor activity. The transcript has a single exon.
AUGGAGAGGAAUGUGUCUUCACCAUUCAACGUGACCUCUCUCCCGACUCAACUCCCUCUCAAUACCACCGGUGACAUCAAUGCCACAGUAAAACCCUUCAGUGUGUUUGAUGGGUGCGAUCAUCAGGUAGAGGGCAUUCUCUUUGACCUGAUCCUGCAGUGCGUCAAUGUACUUGUGGGCAUCCCUGCCAACGUACUUGUCAUUACAGUUCUCAUCUACAAUCGCAAAGACCCCUCCACUUCAGACAUAUUCUUGGGCUGCCUGGCCUUCACGGAUGCCUACUUCAGUGCCAUGCCCCCCAUCAGCUUCCUUAACCUUUACCACUGGCACAGCAAAGAGGUUUGGUCCGCCCUUAAGUUCUCCUACGGUGUGAAAGACACCAGCGGCCCGUUGUUUCUCUCCUGUAUCUGCCUGGAUCGCUUUUUGGCUGUGCUCUUUCCAAUUCUAUUUGGGCAGCUUAAACACAUUAAGUACAGGUUAAGCCUCUCAGUGAUGGUACUCUGCCUCACCUUUGCCUAUUCAGGAGCCAAAAGCGUGGGAGGCCUCCCCAACUUUGAGAAGGUGUUCACUGGUGAGAUCCUGGCGACCUUUGCUUGGAUGAUGGUGUGUAACAUGAGCAUCCUGUGGGCCCUCAAGAGGUCCCGUGGUGCAGGGAAAGAUGAGAUGCACCCAAUGAAGAAGAAGGCCUUCAAGAUGGUGCUCUCUAUCCUUUGUAUCAUUGUGUUUAACUACCUGCCGCCUGUAGCACUGUUCCCCUUUGAAGACUACUACUCCUCUGAUUUGUUUCGCUGCUACGUGCAGCCCGUGGGCUUCGCCUUCCUCAACAUCAGCAGCACCAUCCAGCCACUUGUUUACCUGUCUCGUCUGGAGAAGAUGCCUUUCCUCCCAGACACCUGGGAGGAAAGAAGUGUUAAGAAGUGCUGCUCCUGUGUCUCUGCAGAGAAUACCAAGACCCCACGUGCACAAUAA